Molecule: messenger RNA, 2487 nt
Organism: Nymphalis io (European peacock)
Lineage: Eukaryota; Metazoa; Arthropoda; Insecta; Lepidoptera; Nymphalidae
Gene: homer
Product: homer protein homolog 2
Exons: 11
Coding region: 80-1270 (396 amino acids)
Biological process (GO): G protein-coupled glutamate receptor signaling pathway; regulation of store-operated calcium entry
Cellular component (GO): dendrite; cytoplasm; plasma membrane
Molecular function (GO): G protein-coupled glutamate receptor binding
Source: RefSeq, a predicted model, not a curated record
GUGGAAUCGCCGCAUGACAGUUGUAUAGGGAAAAUUAAGAAUUAUGAAGUAGGAUAUUUUUCCAAUUUAUUGUGUUUAAAUGACAGCAGGAAAAGAAACCAUGGGAGAGCAGCCGAUUUUCACGUGCAAGGCGCACGUGUUCCACAUAGACCCAAAGACGAAGCGUUCCUGGAUGUCGGCCAGUUCUGCGGCGGUCUCCGUGUCGUUCUUCUAUGAUUCAUCACGGAAUUUGUACCGCAUCAUCAGCGUUGAAGGCACCAAGGCGGUUAUCAACAGUACGAUUACAGCAAACAUGACGUUCACUAAGACAUCGCAGAAGUUCGGUCAGUGGAGCGACGUGAGGGCGAACACCGUGUAUGGACUCGGAUUUGCUUCGGAAGCUGAGUUGGGGAAGUUCAUUGAGAAAUUUCAAGAGGUGAAGGAGGCGAUACAAGCACAGCAAUGUGGAGCAACAGCGAAAGCCACAAACGGUUCUGGAGCCGCGACGCCGGUAGCUUCGGCCACCGCCAGCCCGCUGCUGGCGGCUCGAGCCACUACCGGGGAGGAACCUCCGGCACUAUCGCCGGCACAGUUCCCAGUCCCAGUUAUGGCGGAGCAACCUGGCCGCGAUAGCCGAAGGCCAAAAGUAGAAAAUGACGAAAUGAUGGUACACCAGCGUGCCCAUUCCGUUUCAUCUACGCUGCAGGCGGCGGGCGGCGGGUACGCGACGGUGGGCCGCGCGCCGCGCGCCGCGCCCGCGCCCGCGCCCGCGCCCGACGGCGCCGACAGCGCCGAGCAGCUGCUGCGCUACGAGAACGACCGCCUCAAGCUGGCGCUCGCGCAGAGCUCAGCGAAUGCUAAGAAAUGGGAGGUGGAAUUAGCUACAUUGAAGAGUAAUAACCUUCGGCUCACAGCUGCUUUGCAAGAAAGCACUGCCAAUGUCGACGAGUGGAAGCGACAGCUCCAUCAGUACAGGGAGGAAGUGGCUCGUGCGAGACACUAUGCUACAGGCAAAGGGGGAGAAGCAAACGAAGUAGAUCAAUUGCGACAACGCGUCGCGCAGCUCGAAGCUGAAUUAGCGCAGAAGAACGAAGAACUACUACAGAUAACGAAGUCUAAGAAAAGCGAACAGGAUGAAGAGGCUAAGCUAGCUCAAAGUCAGCUUGAGCUGGCGCUGGCUGCUCAAGACGGCCAGCGGCAAGUGAUGCACGCGAUCAACGAACAAUUGGCGAGGCAGAUUAAUGAACUGACCACCAUCCACCGCGAGAUCAGCACGGCGCUGCAGACAUGAGAUCGGCGCCGGCUGCCGCUGUUGCUGCGCGACCGGGACUGAACCGCGACCGGUAUUUCGGAUGGUGCAAGAGUUUUUUUGGACGGUACGUCUGUUCGUAUUGACGACUCUUUGUUUUGAUAUUCAUUUAUAAUACGAUAUUCGACCUUUAGAAUUCGAUGUAUGGUAGAAGUGGUACUAAUAUUAUUACUCCUAAUUUGUCUCUUGUUUCUGUUCUCAAAUUGUCUGAAAUGUUCAAUACACCAACGGGAAUGACAUUGACCGAAUUCCUUUUUAAACAUAACUCUACGCAGUGGGGCUUUAUAACCCCUUUUGAUUAUUAUGGCCAAUAAAUGUUGAUGCAUUCAAAAUUUUAUGUCAAUUUAAUAUUAGACGAAUUUUUUUAUUGUUCUAUUUUGGACGUUCAUUAUAUUGUCAUAUGAUUAACAAAUAUGAUUCUUAACUCAUUCGAUUUGAAUUAAUGCAAUUAUAACAUUUAAAAUGUAUAUUAAAGUAUAAGCAGUAAGGAUCAAUAUACUUUAAACUUUUCCAAUAUAUACUAUACAUUAUACAUAUUAUAUUCGCGUCUUUAGUCAGCGUCAGUUGACAUGUUUGGCUCUAUCGAAAAGUUGACCACGAUCGCGUUUAAAACCCGAAUAUAAUAUAAAAAUAAAUUCGGUGACAAUUUUAACGAAAUAAAUUAAUUUUAUUCGUUUUCAAAACGAUUGACAGAGUUUUUGUUGCGUCUUAGCUUAGUUAGCUUAGUAAAAUAAAUGUUCGAUAAUCAAAAACCUAUGUCAGAGGUACAUGCGAACGACAUCGCAUACCCAGCGCCUCUGCGAGACAAGGUCGCGUAUUUAAGAGUUUUAAGACUCAGUACAACCCGUGCGAUUUGAAUAGACACAUCCCGCCGCAUUUGUUACCGCUGCGUGUAUUACGUCACAGGUGUCUAUUGAAGUCGCACGGGUUAUAUAACGAACAUAUUUAAUACCAUUCCUAGUAUACGAUCAAUUCUGAAGUCAUUGCUGAUAUUCGCAUUUUUUUAAUAUAUUUUUGCCGUAUAUGUAAUAAUCUAAGUCGCUAUGUUAUUUAAAUGCAAUAUAACACAUUGAUAUUAUUUGUUAACUUUAUAUUAAUUAAAUGUUAGCGUUUGGAUGGCCCACCGUUGGAUUUUUUAAAUUGUUCCUCGAAAUGGCCAUAUUGAUUGUUUUUAUUAUCUGUUAUUCAAAUAAUCUUGA